UUCAUUAAUACAAUAACUAUCUCUUCCCUAGUGCGAAAGUAACAUCUUAACUAUUCAGUGUAUUAUUAUAAAAAACGAUAAUAGGUCUGGCAAUGUGCGUGCCUCCCUCCCCCAGUUUGGUAUAAAAUCAAUCUCAUUUUUUUGGACGUGAUAGACAACAUCGUCAGGCAGUCUUAUUUACUAAUUUUUACACUUCUUUUUAAUUCAACAGUAAUCCGAAACUCUGGUCAGCAUGCCUUGGUCCAAAGUCCGCGAAGGAAGAUAUGAGCGUGCCAUUGGUGAGAACGAGAAGUUCAUCAAGAUCAUUGGAGACGCCGCUCUUCCACUCAAUCGCGAGCACUGGGCAAUAAAUAUCCUCGCUGCUAUCAGGCCUAUCGGCUCUCUCGCCCAAGAAAACCUUUCAUCUCUCUUUUGUGAAGCCUGGAAGCUACUUCGUUUUAAGCAUCCGACUAUAGCCGCGUACAUCGUUGAUGAAACGACCUAUGUCUACGACGUCCCUGACGGUGCAGCUCUUGAGAAGUGGGCUUCGGAAACGUUCAAGGUGGUCGAGGAAAAGACCGCUGAUGAACUAAUCGCUUCUAUUGCCGUUAGUCCCUACGCUACUAUGUAUUAUCUUCCCAAGACAAACGAGUUACUGGGACACUGGCAGCAUUGGCGAACAGAUGGCGUCGGCGCCUUCCUUCUUACAGAUGACUUCCUUACGCUGGCAACUUCGUCCCCGCCUCCAGAGGCCUCCAAUUUGCCGUGGGGUGAGGAAGUAGCUCGGCUUGCACCAUCGAUCGAAGAGGCUGCGGGUCUUUCGGCUAACCCCUCGGAAGUCGACAAAGAAAUAGGCGCAAAGUGCGUUGGAAGCUUCGGCCAUGCGGCUGGUGCCAUCGGUAUAUCCUCGCCCGCCCCGCCAGAAACUCUCCCUGGUGGUACAAAAUUUGCCCGUCUUCACCUGACGGAGCAAGAGACUAAGAAAGUAAUCCAGGCUUGUAAAGCACGUAACAUCUCCGUGACGGCUGCUGUUCAUGCCUCGAUUGCCACUGCUAACUACACGCUCGCCGCAUCUGGAGAUCAAGAUAGGCAUUACACUAGCACGAUCCGGUAUAGUUUCCGUCCAUUCUUACCAAAACCAUAUUCGGGCCGGGAAUACGCAGCGACAAUUUUCACUACCGGAUGGAUGGUUCCUGUGCCGGCGGCCUCAUCAUGGGAGGAGAGAGCUAAAAUCUACCACACCGAGUACCGUAAAGGCCUAAGCAAAGAAUACAUCUCAGCGCAUCGUGAGUACGCUAUAGGACUGUGCAAGCUCCUUCGUAGCCUGCCUGCAGGAGCCCCGUCACCAACCGACGUCGACAUCAGCAGUCUUGGGGUGGCAGAGCGUCUUAUAGACAGGGAAAAAGGCACUUCCGAGAGAGGAAUCCACAUCGAAAGGGUGUCAAUAGGCUUGGAGAUAGUGAAUAGGCAGUGUGUGUGCCAUGUGUGGACGUUUCGCGACCAGCUGUGCCUAAAUUUGGUGUACAACGAGGCCUUUUACGAAAAGGCAGCUAUGGAUGGCUUUGUGAAGUGCGUUAGGGACUCUUUGCUUGAAGAAUUGGUGGCUUAAAUUCAUCAAGCCUAACCAGCAUAGCUUGACACUACCUUUCAGUUACUCUGUGAGGUUCAGCAGUGUCAAUUUCAUGCAUGUUGCUGGUUCUACCACAUUAUCUAGUGAUCGCCUGGACUGAUGUCUAACGCCCGUCCAUGCUGGAUUAUAGUAUCCAGAUUGGGGGCAAUCUUAGAAGUAACUCUCUAACUUGCUCUAGAGACUUCGAGCUCCGUAGGAUUCCUUUGUAAAUCGCUGCACAUGUCGCGAGAUUCUACACCUCCUUGGAAAGCACUCUGUCUGACUUUCUAUGCAUUAAAACAAAAUGAGUUUAGUGACAAAUUCGAUUAGAUUGAGAUACAAAUCUAAAUUAUAA
Molecule: messenger RNA, 1943 nt
Organism: Talaromyces proteolyticus
Lineage: Eukaryota; Fungi; Ascomycota; Eurotiomycetes; Eurotiales; Trichocomaceae
Exons: 1
Coding region: 233-1588 (451 amino acids)
Source: RefSeq, a predicted model, not a curated record